Molecule: messenger RNA, 2002 nt
Organism: Rhopilema esculentum
Lineage: Eukaryota; Metazoa; Cnidaria; Scyphozoa; Rhizostomeae; Rhizostomatidae
Product: equilibrative nucleobase transporter 1
Biological process (GO): transmembrane transport
Molecular function (GO): transmembrane transporter activity
Source: RefSeq, a predicted model, not a curated record
UCCUACAAACUUCACAAAACCCCUUCAAAGCAAAAGCUAACCCCCGGGAUUGGAGAGAGCUAGCGGCUUAAUGACCUUUGUCUUGUGGCCCUUGGUGCGUUGAUUUGUAGUGUGUAUCGUUGUCGUCUCGAUGUGACUAGAGAGUCGAUAUCAAAGAAACAUGCCACUGUACAAGUUGGGAAACAAAACAAUUUUCCAAUCUGUUUACUUCGUGUUUACAGUUCUUGAAAUCUUGCUGCUUUCGGGUAUUACAUAUGGUUGGGCUUCAGUGGUUGUCGUAUUUCAGUAUGAAGGCUUUUUCAAUUAUCUGUGUCCUAAAGAGAACGGAACUGUCAAUGGAAUGAAAAGUCUCCAACAAACCAAUGCUACGAGUUUAGGAUUUCUUGGAAGGCAGCGUGGUUAUGAAGAGAUUGUUUGUUCACAGCAGAGCAAAAGGUUCAACUUAGUGUUUAACAUUUCAGUAGCAUGCCUUUGUUGUUUCAAGUUUCCUAUUGGAUUGUUUAUUGACAAAUACGGACCUAGAGCGGGACAGAUUCUUGGAUGCUCCAUCUACGUAAUUGGUGGUCUUGGACUUGCUUUCAUAACCAAAGAAACGGCAUUUAUUCUUUUUCCAACCUUCAUCCUGUUUUGCAUUGGAGGCGGACUGAUCGCAGUGGCAAAAUACCAGGUUUGCAGAUAUAUUUACACUGAUGUUCGUUCUUUGGUACUGUCAAUAUUACAUGGAACAUUUGACUCUUCUGCAGUUAUUUUGGUAUUUUUUAAGCUGGCAUGGGAAAGUGGAAUUAGUCUGAGGGACAUCAGCCUUUUUUACAUUGUUCUUUCAUUUAUCCUCGUGUCGCUGUCGACUUUUGCUCUUACCCCUCCAUAUGAUCAGUUAAAAAAUGAAAAUGGAAGCUCCGAGUGCACGAUUAUAAGUGAGAGAGAUAUCGAUGAAAAUUCAAAUUCGAAGAAGCUUUCAGCGCCCGAUUCCCUCAUAAAAUCAAUAACUUCUCCGCUAUUUUUGCUGGAGCUGGUAUUCAUGUGUUUUUGCCAGCUUCGACUGUGGUUUUUCAUUGGGAGCCUUGAGGAGCUCAUAUCAGUGCACUUUCCAGACAACGAGGAGUCCGUUAAUCACUAUAGCACCUAUUUCGGGUACGCUCAGCUUUGCGGCAUUCUUGUUGGCCCGUUGAUUGGGUAUUUGUUCGAUAAAGAUACUAUAAAAUGUAAAAGAGAUAAUUUUGAUGACAAGAGUCCAUUGCUGGAUGUUCCUGAAAAGCGACGCGUUGAAAGAAUGCAAGCUGGUGUGUUGCCGUUCUUUCUGACCAAUUUAUUGUGUGCAGCAUUCGCUUUACUGUCGCUGGCUCCGUGGUCCUGGGGCCUGAUUCCAUCAUUCAUAUUGCAAGUUAUGACAAGGGGAUUCCUUUACUCUGCGCAUGCUUCGUACAUUGCAAUGACUUUUCGCCCGGAAUACUUCGCCACACUCUACGGUCUUGGAAUAUUUGUUGCGGGAUUCUUUGGGCUCCUGGAAUACCCACUCUACACUAUUACCUACCGAUUUUGUGGUUCUGAUCCUUUUUGGGUGAAUUUGGUCUUGCUGUUCUUGGUUUUAUUCACAAAUAUUUUUCCAUUCUAUCUAUUAUACCACUGCAGAAUCAUGAAGAACUCUAUUUAUACAUCGUUAGUUAAAUUUGACAAAGCUAGUAAUGGAAUUUUUGUAAAGGUUUGAAGUUCGUGUUGUACAAAUCAUUGAAUAAAAACACCACGCUUUAUAGUGGGAAUAAAAUCGAAAAAGCAACGCAACUUGUUUCUUAAAUUAAUUGAUUGUACAAGUCGUAAAUAUAAUAAUUGAUCUUUUAGUAAAAUAACCCACGCUGUGUAUCAUUCUUCAAUUUAGAAGCCAUAUAGCUCUGCACUGCAGUUAUCAUUGAUUUGGAUAAUAGUUGCAAUCUAUCCCUUACUUGAUCCUAAUCGUUAUUUUUUCAUUAAAAAUUGGCAUAAAAUGCAAACGAAAUUAUCUGUCUUA